GAGAUGAUGGAAAGAAUAAGAAAGGAGAUGAUCCUGAUGGAACGAGGGUUGCACAGCCCGACGGCGGGCAAACGGCUGGCCAGCCUGUCCGACUCCGCCGGCGCCGCGGUGCUGGAGGCCCUGGAGAACUCGCCCCACCACCACGGCGGCCGCCUCAGCCCGCGGCUGCCUCCGGCCUCCCUGCACGGCGCCCUGGGGGACCUGCCCGGCAAAGGCAAAUUCGAGAUCGACGCUUUGUUCAACCUGCAGCAGCAGCAGCAGCAGCAGCAGAGCGGCGAGGGCGUCGGGGCCGCCGAGCUGCCGCCGGCCGAGAGCCGCAAGAAAAUCGGCCAUUACUCCGAAGUGGCUCAGGAGGCAGAGAUGAACAGCGACGUGGAGGUGGGCUGCUCGGCUCUGCGCUCGCCCGGCGGCCUGGCCGCCUCGCAGCUGAAGGAGAACAACAACAAAGGCUAUUCGGAGAACAGCUCCACGCCCAGCACCACCACCUCGUCGUCGGGUUCGAGUCUCAGCAGCCUGCACAGCGGGAGCGCUCUGGGGAGUUCGGGCUCCAGCGCGGAUCAAGUCCGGAGGUACCGGACCGCCUUCACCCGGGAGCAGAUCGCCCGGCUGGAGAAGGAGUUUUACCGGGAGAACUAUGUCUCUCGGCCCCGGCGGUGCGAGCUGGCCGCGGCCCUCAACCUCCCCGAGACCACAAUUAAGGUGUGGUUCCAGAACCGGCGCAUGAAGGACAAGCGGCAGCGGCUGGCCAUGUCGUGGCCCCACCCGGCGGAUCCCAGCUUCUACACCUACAUGAUGACCCACGCGGCGGCCACCGGCAGCCUGCCCUACCCCUUCCACUCCCACGUGCCGCUCCACUACUACCCCCACGUCGGAGUCACCGCGGCGGCGGCGGCUGCGGCGGCCACCGGCGCCACCGCCUCGCCCUUCGCCGCCUCCAUCCGCCCGCUGGACACCUUCCGCGCCCUCUCGCACCCCUACUCCCGCCCCGAGCUCCUCUGCAGCUUCCGCCACCCGGGCCUCUACCAGGCGCCCUCCGCUGCCGCCGCCGCAGCCGCUGCAGCCGCCGCAGCCGCCUCCUCGGCCGCCCCUCCCACCGCCCCCACCGCCGCCCCCUGCUCCUGCCUCAGCUGCCACAGCAGCCAAGCCGCCGCCGCCGCCGCCCUCGGCUCCCGCACCCCAGCCGCCGAUUUCACCUGCGCCGCCGCAGCUGGAGCUGCCACCGCCCCCCAUGCGCCCCGCUCCGAGAGCGGCUUCCUGCCUUACUCCGCCGCCGUCCUCAGCAAGACGGCUGUGGCCUCCCCGGACCAGCGCGACGACGCCCCCCUGACCAGAUAA
Molecule: messenger RNA, 1335 nt
Organism: Heteronotia binoei (common prickly gecko)
Lineage: Eukaryota; Metazoa; Chordata; Lepidosauria; Squamata; Gekkonidae
Gene: EVX2
Product: even-skipped homeobox 2
Exons: 3
Coding region: 4-1335 (443 amino acids)
Biological process (GO): regulation of transcription by RNA polymerase II
Cellular component (GO): nucleus
Molecular function (GO): RNA polymerase II cis-regulatory region sequence-specific DNA binding; DNA-binding transcription factor activity, RNA polymerase II-specific
Source: RefSeq, a predicted model, not a curated record